This is a messenger RNA of Ochotona curzoniae (black-lipped pika), 4380 nucleotides long. It is a transcript of the gene PGAP1, whose product is annotated as post-GPI attachment to proteins inositol deacylase 1. Gene Ontology annotation, biological process: endoplasmic reticulum to Golgi vesicle-mediated transport; GPI anchor metabolic process. The transcript is spliced from 27 exons. Bases 81 to 2849 code for a protein of 922 amino acids. The record is from RefSeq and is a predicted model, not a curated record. Gene Ontology annotation, molecular function: phosphatidylinositol deacylase activity. Gene Ontology annotation, cellular component: endoplasmic reticulum. Lineage: Eukaryota; Metazoa; Chordata; Mammalia; Lagomorpha; Ochotonidae.
GCCGGCCGUUCUCGAGCUCGCUCCGUCUGGGCUCCGGGCCCCGCAGCGGCGGUGGCGGCGGCGGUGGCGGCAGCACCACCAUGUUCCUUCACUCGGUCAACCUCUGGAACCUGGCGUUCUAUGUGUUUAUGGUCUUCCUGGCGACCGUGGGGCUGUGGGAUGUCUUCUUCGGCUUCGAGGAGAACAAGUGCAGUAUGAGCUACAUGUUUGAGUAUCCGGAGUAUCAGAAAAUAGAACUUCCAAAGAAACUGGCAAAACGCUAUCCAGCAUAUGAAUUAUAUCUUUAUGGAGAAGGAUCCUACGCUGAAGAACACAAAAUUCUCCCUUUGACGGGUAUUCCAGUUCUGUUUCUUCCUGGUAAUGCUGGAAGCUACAAGCAAGUUCGUUCUAUCGGCUCUAUUGCACUUAGAAAAGCAGAAGACAUUGACUUCAAAUACCACUUUGACUUCUUUAGUGUGAACUUCAAUGAGGAGCUAGUGGCCCUGUAUGGUGGCAGUCUUCAGAAGCAGACCAAGUUUGUACAUGAGUGCAUUAAAACAAUUCUUAAACUCUACAAGGGUCAAGAAUUUGCUCCAAAAAGUGUGGCAAUAAUUGGUCAUUCUAUGGGUGGCCUUGUUGCAAGAGCAUUGCUCACAUUGAAGAAUUUUAAGCAGGAUUUGAUAAACCUUCUCAUCACACAAGCCACACCUCAUGUUGCUCCUGUGAUGCCCUUAGAUCGUUUCAUUACGGAUUUUUAUAUGACUGUAAACAACUAUUGGAUUCUAAAUGCUCGACACAUAAAUCUAACCACACUUUCUGUAGCUGGAGGGUUCCGGGAUUACCAAGUUCGUUCAGGACUGACCUUCCUACCAAAAUUAAGCCAUCAUACCAGUGCCUUAUCUGUUGUGAGUUCAGCAGUGCCUAAGACCUGGGUCUCAACAGACCACCUCUCCAUCGUAUGGUGUAAACAGUUGCAAUUGACUACAAUUCGAGCUUUCUUUGAUCUUAUUGAUGCAGAUACUAAACAGAUAACUCAAAAUCCCAAGAAGAAAUUGUCAGUUUUGAAUCACCACUUUAUAAGACAUCCAGCAAAACACUUUGAGGAAAAUCCAUCAAUAAUUUCUGACUUAACAGGAACAUCUAUGUGGGUUCCAGUAAAAGUGUCCAGAUGGACUUACGUGGCUUAUAAUGAAUCUAAUAAGAUAUAUUUUACAUUUCCUCUUGCAAAUCAUAGAAAAAUCUACACUCAUGUCUAUUGUCAGAGCACCAUGCUGGAUACAAACAGUUGGAUUUUUGGUUGCAUAAACAGCACUUCUAUGUGCCGGCAAGGUGUGGAUUUAUCGUGGAAGGCUGAAUUACUGCCAACAAUUAAGUUUCUGACCUUAAGACUUCAAGACUAUCCAUCUUUGUCUCAUCUUGUUGUUUAUGUACCAUCUAUUCAUGGAAGUAAGUUUGUUGUAGAUUGUGAAUUCUUUAAGAAAGAGACAAGAUCGAUACAGCUUCCUGUAACUCAUCUCUUUUCCUUUGGAUUGUCUUCAAGGAAGGUGGUUUUAAACACAAGUGGACUGUACUACAAUAUAGAGCUUCUGAACUUCGGACAGAUAUACCAAGCAUUUAAAAUCAACGUGGUAAGCAAGUGCUCAGGAGUCAGAGAAGAAAUAACUAGUAUCUAUAAACUGCAUAUUCCAUGGUCUUAUGAAGAUUCAUUAACCAUUGCACAGGUUCCAUCUACCACAGAAAUUUCCCUGAAGCUUCAUAUUGCUCAACCAGAAAAUGACAGCCAUGUGGCAUUAUUAAAAAUGUACACAUCAUCAGACUGUCAAUAUGAGGUUACAGUUAAGACUUCCUUUCCACAAAUACUUGGCCAGGUAGUUAGAUUCCAUGGGGGAGCUCUGCCUGCUUACGUAAUAUCUAGUAUCCUUCUCGCAUAUGGAGGGCAGUUAUAUUCUCUUUUCUCAACAGGUUCUUGCUUGGAAUAUGCUGUUAUGUUGGAUAAAGAAGCCAAACCUUACAAAGUUGAUCCUUUUGUAAUCAUGAUUAAGUUUCUUUUGGGAUAUAAAUGGUUUAAAGAAAUCUGGGAUACAUUGUUGUUACCAGAAUUAGAUGCAAUCGUCUUAACCAGUCAGAGCAUGUGUUUCCCCCUUGUUUCUUUGAUUCUCUUUUUAUUUGGAACUUGCACUGCCUAUUGGAGUGGUCUAGUCUCUUCCACAUCUGUGAAACUUCUUUCUUCACUAUGGCUAGCUUUGAAAAGACCCUCUGAACUUCCCAAAGAUAUCAAGAUUUUACCACCAUACCUGCCAUUUUUGACAAUUGUUUUGAUCAUAGUUAGUUGGACAACUUGUGGAGCACUUGCCAUACUUCUUGCUUAUUUUUACUAUGUGUUUAAGGUUGUUCAUCUACAAGUUUGUCUAGCAACUUUUAAAAGUAAUCAGCCUGUGAAUACAAAACACUCUAGAAGAAGUGAAAAAAAGUCCAGUCAUCACAAAGACGCUACAGCACACCACCUUCGUUUGUCUGCCAGUGAUGCCGAGGAUAGUCUGCGCAUGCACGGUACCGUGAUUAACCUGCUCACAUGGGUAGUGUUACUCAGCAUGCCGUCUUUAAUCUACUGGCUAAAGAAUCUCAAGUAUUAUUUUAAACUUAAUCCUGAUCCAUGUAAGCCUUUGGCAUUUAUCCUUAUUCCAACCAUGGCUGUUCUUGGAAAUACUUACACUGUUCCGGUAAAAUCAAGUAAAUUGUUGAAGACUGCUGCACAAUUUCCACUUCCUCUUGCCGUUGGUGUGAUUGCUUUUGGGUCAGCGCACUUAUAUAGGGUUCCAAGCUUUGUCUUCAUUCCUCUUUUACUUCAUGCAAUGUGCAACUUUAUGUAAGGUUGAACUUAAGGACUCAUGAAGAUGAUGAAUGCCUCUAGAGUCAGUAAGAAGAGUGAACCUACAGAUUGAUCCACAUGGACAGCAAGGUCCUUUGGAGAAGACAAGUCUAUUUUUACAGUAUUGGAAAUCGGAAAUUAGUUUUGUAAUGCUUGAGAAAAAUAGUUGGAGCCUGGUUUUGUUUUUUUGUGUGACAUCCAUGCAUUAGUCAUUUUUGAAAAAUUAAUGAAAGGAUAUGGUGGCCACUGUCUUUGAGGGUUGUGGUACAUCACCCACUGCUAUACUUCAUCAGCCAUACCAGGGAUUUUCAUGUAGAAACUCCAUAGUUAGGACAUAGUUUGUAAUCUCAUGUCAACACUCUGCUCAUUUCACCAAGCUUUCUAAGGAAGUGGGUUACUUUAUAUGUGUUACGGCUUACAUAUUGAAAAAUGUCUUAAAAGUUUAAUGAAAUGUAUAGCUGUUUGGUUUCUCACACGUGAAAUAGACACUAAAGUCUUUGGUCAGUUUAUGUCAGUCAUGAUGAAUACAGUAGAUCUUUUAUCUUAAUGUCUGUAAUAAUCACUGUGUUGUCACCACUGCAAGGCUGAUGGAUUGAAACACUAUUCAAAUUUGAAAUGGGAAAUAUUAUUGUUACUUUAAAAUAUGAACUUUAUAUAGUCUUGGUGAAUAUUAGGACACUAUUAAAGCGAUUGUUAAGUAAGAAGAAAAUUCUAAAUAUUUACUUAUUGGCAUUGAAGAAAUUCAGUUUUUCAGGCAAUACCAUAUGAUUCAAUUCGCUGCCUCCCCCCAUGGUUUUCAAAAGUGCCUGAAGCGAUGAUAAAUUGGUAACUAAAUUCUGUUGGUUAGAGAUAACUCCAGGUUUGCACCAUUUUUAUCUGCUGUAGAAAAAAAAAAAAAAAACCUUGAGGAAUUGAUGUGAGCAUUUGAUGUAUAAAGUGAUGUUAUAAAUAUUUCAUGGUACUUGCAUAAAUUGAAUCUGUAGUGACUAGAUUUUGACAGUGGAAUCUUCUUGAGUUACUGUUUGGCAAAUAAGGAAGUUACAUUUCUAUUUCAUUUCACAUUUUGGUUCAUUAGCUGCAAAGGAGUAGGAAGCGGGUAAUGGACUCAAGUAAGAGAGUUUAGCUGUCUUAGCGUUUGGAUAGAAUAAACUCAAGCUGAGAUCCACUUGGCUCACAUACCCCUUCUUGUAGAUAUGUGAACUGUAAAUGGCUGGAACCUCUUAAGUGAAGUCCUAAGUUCCAGUGAUUCCACAGUAAUGUUUGUGAGCUGUUUUCUCAGCACCCAGGCAUGUCCUAGAGAACCAGCUUCCUUUUAUCUGCUGUUGUAUUUGAGUUUCAUUACAACCUCUCAGCUGUCACUGCCUGUGGAGGAUCAUUUCCAUGGGGUUACCUCAUGUCUCAGUUCCUCCCAGGUCCUUGCUAUUUUAGCAUGAGUUGAAAAAGAUCUUACUGUUAGAUUGGAGGGAUAUAAGUUUGAUCCCAUUGUGGUGCUUUCGAGCUUCAUUCCUUUUGUUCAGUAUUUCAGUUACUGA